CUAGUUUCUUUCUGCGAAUCUGCCUCUCAAAUGUUCCUGUUGCUGAACAGUGCGAUUAAGUUACCAAGGCUGGAAGUCAGCUGACUAUGAUGAUGCUGUUUGUGGUUAGUGGAAGGUUGGUGAUGAUAACAUCGGCCAAUUACAGAUCAGCAUGAUCGCUGGUGUUCCUUUUCGACUAGGCAGGCACAGUAGAUACGGAACAGCAGUCGAGCGUGAAGCUAGACGUUGCUCGUAACCCUGGGGCACCAUGAUAACCACGUCGACCUCUUCUAUUUCCUCAACUGCAAUGUACACACACGUGUUACUCCUAAUCAUAGGCGCAGGUGUCAUAAGUGGAGUGACAGCAGUGUCCCCCAUGAAAACAGCUGUAGUUCUUCAAGACCAGGUUACUAAAGGAAAUGAAAGUGUCUGUGAAUUUAAAAACCAUGACCUACGCAUUGCACUCGGACUUUCGCAUAAUGUGACCCUUUAUAUUAACGGCAAUAUUGAGGAAAAUGUAACGCUAAUGUUCACUACAGAUUCAAACGCGACAGAAAUUUUAAGAGAACUGCCCAAUGUGACAUUUGUGGCGGAGGAAAUGAUAAACCAGACUCUACUCACAGUGACUCCCAUUGCUGUUGGAAAAACGGUGCUGAUCACUAAGGCAAUACCCCCUAAUAUGACUGAUGUCUCGAAGGCGUUUGUGCGUGUGGUGGUUCCUCAUUCUGACGUCUUAGAUUACGUUAGUGAUGCUGUGGGCUGGAUAUACUUUGUUGCGUGGUCAGUGUCAUUCUAUCCCCAAACCUUCUCAAAUUGGCGCAGAAAAAGUGUGAUUGGAUUGCAUUUUGACUUUCUGUCUUUGAACACAGUUGGAUUCCUUGUGUACAGCAUUUUCAAUAUUUGUUUAUUUGGGAUUCCAUACAUAGAAUCUGAAUACUUCAAGCGACACCCCUAUGGAGUCAACCCAGUGCAAUUGAAUGAUGUAAUAUUCUCUGUUCAUGCAUUUGCUGCCUGCUGCAUCCAAGUCUUUCAGUGUUUCAUUUAUGACCGAGGAGACCAACAAAUAUCAAAUACAGCAAAGUCUAUUUUCAGCACUGUUGGCCUAGUGACGAUUGUCAUGGUUAUAUUGGCAGCGGCUUCAGUUGUACCAUGGUUGGAUUUCUUGUACUACUUGUCGUACGUGAAACUCUUCAUUACCCUUAUCAAGUACAUACCACAGGCAUACUACAACUACCGGAGAAAGAGCACUUCUGGUUGGAGCAUAGGAAAUAUCCUUCUAGAUUUCACCGGUGGAGCCCUAUCCAUUGCUCAGAUGAUCAUAAUUUCCUACAAUUAUAAUGAUUGGGGCUCUAUAUUUGGAGAUCCAACAAAGUUUGGCCUUGGCCUAUUUUCAAUUAUAUUUGAUGUGUUCUUUAUGGUGCAACAUUAUAUUCUUUAUCGUGGCAAUGCAGGUUACCAACAUGUUUGUGAAAGUCCUACUCCAAGCCAUGUAAGCCCCCUUACAGAGUCUGCAGCAUCUUCAGUUGACUAUGGGUCAACUGGUAGUGUAUACUAAUUGCCUGUAAAUUUCAAUACAGUAAUUGAUGGACAUUAGUAGGAUGUACAGCAACUGUAAGGCAUAUAUUUAGUUUACUUAUUUAAACUUGCUAAUUUUAAACACCAGUGAAAUACUAAAUGAUUGCACUGUUAGUUGUCGCAGUCAAGUGCUGUUUUUAUCGAGUAUGAUAACAGAAUGGAACAUCAUGUAGAUUUAGUUAAGCAAAAUAAUUAGUUUUGUAAAUUUAUGUCUUUGCGUUGUCUUUCAGUAUAAAUACAUAGCGACUUUUGAGUUAUUAUUACUGUACAUUUAAUUUAAGUUUCAGUUUAAUGCCAUCCUUUAAUAAGUUUCCGUUUAAUGCCAUCCUUUAAGUACAGUUUUGUAUAUCUUCAUUAAGUAAAAUAUACAACAGUGCUGCUCAGACCUGUGGGAUUAGCUCUUGUUCUGUUAAUAUUAGGUCCAAGAAUGAGGACUUACAUGCACAAAGUUAUUAGUGAAAGAUACAAUUCAUUAUUGUCACAGGGUUUGUUAUUACUGCAAAAUUAUAUUAGCAUAAACAUUUUGGUAAUAAAACGCAUAUCCUGUAAUGAUGAUGAUUGUAAAACUUUGCUCACAAUGUACAAAACUCCAGUGCUGUAUGAAAUCUGUUAACUGCAGAUGAUUGUGUUUGAAAAAAAUUUUUAAUGUCACAAACAUUUCUAUCAUCACCUUUUAUUUGUACUUAUUAGUAUUGAGUUUGUGAUGUAGUUUGGUUGUGGUAUGUUUAUUUAUUGUUUUACUUAUGAAAGAAAAAUUUUUCUAAUGGUAUGCAGUAGUACAGUGUUACUGUUAUAGAUUAAUAAUUUGCUACACAAUUCAUACAGUCACAUUUGAGUAAGUUUUUUUUUUUUUUUUUUUUUUUUUUUUUUUUACUUUUAAGUUAUGUAUGAAAAAUUUGUUUGUUGUGCAUAGUACAUAUUUGGAUUAAAUGGUCAGAUCUAUUAUAACGGUUAAAACAGGUCUGCAAAUGCUUGAAUAAUAUAUAUUAGUUAAGGAAUCUCUCCAAACUGGCAUGUAUGAGAAUACUAGAAAUUACAGUAUACAAUAUAAACACAAUGUGUAAAAAAUUUUCCUUUGGAAUUUUUCAUAAUCAGUCUUUUGCUAAACCUUUUGGAAGUGUGCUGAUUUUACUAGUCAUUAUAAGGUAAAGUGGUUAUCAUUAGGUUUUUAGGUUUAGGUAUUGAAGCUAGGAGAUUUUGAUAUGUGAGUAUUGUUCAAGCUUUACUAGCGCAUGAAAUCGUUAGUUAGUUAGGAAAAUGUAAUGAGUUUUGUCUGAUGCUAAUCCAGUCACAUUGUAUGAAGUUUAGAUAUAAGAUUAGUAAAUUUUUUUACCAGCUAAUCCAGUCACAUUGUAUGAAGUUUAGAUAUAAGAUUAAUAAAUAUUGUUUAACAUACUUUUGCAGAAUGUAAUUUAUACAAUUAAGUACUAGUGUGUAAUGUAUACCAGUAUAGUAUUCAUAUUCUAAUAGCAGCACCCCAACACACCUCCAUUGAGUGUGCAGUGGUAAAGAUUUCAUAAAUUAAAGAAGAAUAUGAAGAAAAUAGAGAAACAGUUGCAAAUCUUCUGUAAGGUAGAAAAAAGCUAUAGAAUGACAAAUAACUGAACAAAAUUAAACUCUUUUUGUAAAUUAGGACUGAAUACUUUUUGACUUAUUAGCCCUUGGCAGUUACCUGACCAGCUUGAAGAGAUCUUUGUACUUAGCUGAAAAAGUAGUUGGAAGGGAGUUGUAUGAUUUGUAAAAGUUAAUCCUAAAUGUCUUCCUCGUAUGAGCUUGGAAAGAAAAAGCGUGGGUAUUAUCUGUAUAAGAGGUUUGUUAAAGCCAUAGUUAUACAAUGCUUGGUUAACAUUUCAUGGAAACUACAAUUUUGGGGGUUAAGAAUCCAUUGUAACAUAAAAAAGGACUUAUGUUCCCUUUGGUAACUUUAUUAAAGUGAAUUUUUAUGCCAUUUUUUAAUAUGGUUAGGAGUAAUCCACAGUAUUUUUCAUAAUUUGAGAAUUUAGGUAACAAGUACUGAGCAAAUAAAAUUUAUUCUAAUGUGGAAAAUUGAAAAAUAAUAUUGUACAGUUGAAGUGAUAUAACAUCUUGAAUAGCAGAAAACACUGAUCACAUUACUGUUAACAGCACUAAAUUGAAUAUGUUAUGGUGUCUAUUGCUGUACUGUGCUGUGUUUGGCUUUAUGGGCUGAAUGGUCGGUUUAAACUACCAAAUAAUAAUCAUAAUGACAUCUUGUGGUUGAUAGUAUUCUUACAUUGAACAGAGGAACCUUUCUGAAAGAUUUAAAUUAACAUAUCCAGCACUUGCAUAAAUAGCGUUAUACUGCUAGUUACUGUGAAUGGCUUUUCCAUAAUAAUUCAUGGUCCCCUUUGCAACUUCUGUUAUUUAUGUUUUACCACCAUGGAUUAUGACCAAGUAACUAGUUUUUCUCUUCUCCAGAUAAAAGCUUUCUUAUGUUGCAAUCUUCAGUACAAUAUUAUUGAGGUGUUUUGUUGUAAAAAAAAAAAAAAAAAAUAGUUUCUUUUUUUAAGGUUAUAUGUAUCUUUAAUUUUAAACUAAGUACAUUUAUUCAAUACUCAUCUGAUAAUUUAAUAUGAGCAAAGGUUUCAGUAUAUCAGCUUUAUUUUAAAAGACUUAAUAAUCAUAUAUCACACUCUCCUCAGGAAGACGAGCUUCUGUGACCAAAUGCUUGUGGAAAUUCAUCCUUUCUAGGCUGUCAUCAGUUGCCUUGUUACAAAAUUACAAGUAAGCAAGAAAUGGAUAAAAAUGGCAAUUUGAACAUGUCAACAUUCAGCAUCCACACUUCACCAUGUUCUAUAGUAGUUAUCUGCUAUGUAUUUAAGUUGUUGAGUUUUAAUACUGGCCAGGUUCAUUAUUUUUCAUAUCUCAGAUAUUGUUUUAUACAUACAGCAAUACCUUGAGAUACAAGUAGCCCAACAUACAAAGUUUUUGAGAUACGAGCUGCAACUUGGUCCAUAUUUUUGUCAAAGAUACAAGUGGAAUUCCAAGAUACGAGUUACCGAGCUGUGCUUUGGGAGGCUGCCUCUAGUUGGUGCACGGGUCCAGCAUCAGCACAACAGCACCUGUGAAUGACACUUGGUUCUCACAUUUACUUAGCAUUUUAAAAGGCAGGCAAAAGCAAACCCAUCUUCUAGUUAAAUAAGUUCAAAAACGGCAAAAGAUCUUGAUGAAAGUAUUGUUUUAACACUAUUCUACAAACUCUUUGCUUAAAUGUGUAAAGCCAUGAACAACCAAACGUGAAACAACUUUUUUGCUAAGUACAACGGAAUUGGAUAACAACAAUAUCCAUUUGGCUUGUAUUUCAACCAUCAUACGACAGUAAAGAAUUGCCGUAGUUGUUAUAAAUGUCGUUAUGUAGAAUAGGACUUAUAUAUUUUAUGUAAUAACUUUAUUCGCUAUAGAUCAAAGAUCAGCAAGGAAAUAUACUGUUAAAUUUAAGCCAAGUUAUAGCUGAAGCUGAGAAAACUGGUCAAGCUGCUAAUGACUAUUAUCGUGCAUCAGCAACAAGGAUAAUGCUCCUGUAAACUUAUGCCAUCAAACACAACCGUAGAUAAAAUUGAGAGAAAAUAACUUUAAUCAAAACUACUGGGCUUGAAAGAACUCAUUUUACUGCUGUUUUCACACUGAUAACAAAUGAUGUAAAGCUUGUAUUGCAAUGAAAUCAAGUGAAAAUAGCGAACGGAAUCGCAUCAAUUUUUUUUACACAAUAAAUAUGCCCCCCAAUCUGUUAACAAAAUAAAUUACUUAAGUCAUAUCUCGACUUGAAAACACAUCAUAUAACAAAAAAUUACCUGCCUCAAAAACACGUUGUGUAAUGAAAAAUUACCUUGUCUCAUAUAAGUAAAAUAUUUAGAUAUUCGUUUAUGCUAACUAGGAGCAAGAAAAUUUGCUCGGAAUUGAGUUAAAUAUGCCGAAAUAAAUGCGUAUUCGACAUUAGCUGAUUCCCAAACGAUAACGUUGACUGCUAUAUGUUAGUAUUUAAUAAUACAAUAAUAUGAGAAUAUGUACAUACAAUAUUAUUGGAUAUAGUGAAGUAAUGUAUAACAUUUUAAAAGAUUUAUGGAAAAGAUACAUGUUCGUUAUGCUUUUAUUUUAUAAUGUAUGUAGCCAACAGCAGCUUGAUAUCGCUCAAUUAUACUGAUGUCGGACAGUCUGAUUCUCUUUUCGUGUCCAAUUUUUUUCUGCUAUCGUAGUCAGAAUGCAUUGAACCUCCAGAAUUGGCUUAUAUUAAUAAAUUACUAUACCGUAAAUGUAUAGAGCAUACUGUAGGCUAGGCUACUGUAUUCGUAUGUAUAUGAUAUACCAUACACUAGGCUAACUCUUGUUGAUGUUAUUCAAUUUCUCUCUAGCCAAUAUGCAAUGAACCUAGAGAAUUAUCUGAAAUUAAUAAUUAUUAUACCAUAUAUGUACAAGGUAUACUAGUAGGCUAGGCUACCCUAUAUGUAAAGAUUACUGAUUACCCUAGUGUAGGCUGGGCAUAUUCAGGAUACGAUUUUCCAACAAACGAUGGGUUUUUUGGAACCUAACCACAUCCUAAGUAGGAGAAUAUCUGUGCAUGUGUUUCUUAAUUAAAAACAUGACUUUUUACAUAAUUUACGAUGGUUUGGGGAUGUUUCACAAGGCUGGAACGGAUGAAAUCUAUUUCAGUUAUUUUAAAUGGGAGAAAUUUGUUUGACAUACGAGUAGAUUGACUUAUGAUCUCGGUUACAGAACGAAUUAAACUCGUAUCUCAAGGUAUUACUGUGUACUUUGGUUUCUUACAGGAGUACAUAUUGAUGGCAAAUUUCCAAGCAUCAUCAGUGGAAUUGUUGGUACAGUAAUUUAUUAUUUUGCAUGGAGAAUGAAAUAAGAAAAAUAUGCUUGUAUAUAUGAAUAGUAAGUUUUCCUACUACAUUAAUGUAUCAUUGUUGUUAGCCUGGAGUCAAGAAAAAAAAAAGUGUUACAAUAUAUUAUGUAAUUUAGAUCUGUAAAUUUUGCACUGCUGUAUGAUGAAAAGUUUCUGUUGUUUCUGUGGUACAGAUGUGAUAAAGUUGUAUGAACCAUUUAUACAACUUUGAAAACUCAUUGAUUGGAACAUAGCUACAGGUUGGCCCCGGUUAUAGGCGGAUUCAGUUAAUGGCACUUGUCUAGCACCAUAAAAUUGGCGAUUUAUGACCCCAUAAAAUCGGCGAUUUAUGGCACCAUAACUGGGCGAUUUUCGGUUAUUGGCGCCGUAACGCGUUGAUAAUAGUCAUGGCACCAUAACAUACCUAACAGAACGCCAUUAACCAGUUAUUGGCACCAUUAACCGAAACUCAGCGCCAUAAGUGCCACAAAUUGCUGAGUUUCGGUUAAUGGCAGCUUUCGCUUACCACCACCCUACCGAGAACAGAACCCACAGCAAUAACCAGGGACUGCUUGCAUUAUGUUUUGAGGAACUUGACCUUGGGUAGCAUUUAAAAACAUUACAGUUGCUCUCUGGUUUUGAUGUUACAGUACAUUACCUCAAUUGAUGCGUGAACUUUCUUAGAAGUUCAGAGGUAACUUGCAUUAAUAAAAAGGUCACAUGUUUAUUUGGCCUAGUAGUGAAUUGUUUUAAAAUACAUUAGUUAUUUAUUAUGUAAUAUUACCUUUAGUAAAAUUCAUCUUUAUAAUAGCACAUACAAUUUUUCAGAAUAUUGAUACUUAAUUUUCAAGUUUGAAUUUAUUUUUGGAUUGUAAAUAUUGUAAAGAAAAAGUUUUAUUACAUGUAAUUUUGAGACUUGAUGUUUUGCUGAUCCUUUUUCCAAAUAUGUAUACUUUUGAGCCAAAAAUGAAAGCACCUGUAUAAGUAAAGUAAAAAUUAUGAAUUCAGAUUAAGAUUUAGACAGCAUUUCAUUCCUUGCCAAAGUAAAGGCUCGUAUGAUGCACAUCACGGCUUGAAACGCAGCUUACAUAUCUUACUAUACUAUAAUUGGUGUUAUGUCUGUCUGUCAUUCAGUCACAGCCAAACAGCUGUUCCGAUGGGCAUGAAACUUGGCAGGGUCAUAGUGGGGACCCCUAAGAUAAUUUAUAAUAGGGUAUCAUCCUUCCUCCCUGGAAUGGAGCUGGUUCUGCCCAUGAAAUUGGGCUGGUUAUGCCCAUAGACUUAGUUACUUUACGAAUUUAUCAUACAUAGUAAUUUCUGUAUACAUGACUUAUUAUUUGGAAAAGACCCCCUGAUCCCAACUCCUUGACGAGGUGGGGGGCUUAGGGAUCCACUGCAGAGAGAGUAUGCCCCUUUAUGCAUAUGAUCUCUGCUGUGGAUUCAACUGAACAUUGGGACCUUAAACUCCUUUACUCCUCCUCCUAUAAAUUUUCCCCUUCCCUUCCUCUUUCGUUGACAACCUUGGCAUGGUUUUGAAGUAUUGAUUUGACUGCUCUUUUAACUUGAUGGAGGGUGGAGUUGGAUGGCAUGCCACUCGACCCGUAAAAUUAGAGUACCUGACAUGGUCGUGCAAGGAGAAAUUUUUAUAUCAAGCCAUGCCCACAUGUUGGGUGUGGUGUAUAUUCAGGUGAAGAUCCCAGGGCAGUUACCACUGUGUAACAGUAUUGCUCCUCCCCCAGUUGGGGCUCCGUGGUGAGUGGGACCUCAUCCUGGACGAAAUUUACACACUUUUAUAUGUAAAAUAUAACAAAUAUCUUCAUGACUUCUAGCACGGAUUUAGACCAUUCUAAAGAAAGCUCAAGUCACAAAGACCAGGUUGGUAAUAAAAUGUUAAUACCAUAUACUAAGUCCGGGAAACCUAAGUACGUACCGUCAUGACCCAACCUUGACUCACUUUGACUCCCUCUUUGGGAGUGGAAGUUGGUCAAGGUUUCAAACCAUGGAAGCUGAACAAAAUAUUUCAGUUUUGAAAUUAGAAAAUUGUUUACUAAAUAGACAUCCAACAGCAGAAAUGUCGUUCAGAAAAAUAAAAGAGAAGACUUGGCUUAUAGAAGCCACAACAAAAAAAGCCAGCCUGAAGACUAUUUGCCUUUAAGAAUUAUAGAUACCAUUAAUGUUAAAGUGGAAAAGCAUGAUAAUAUGAGGAGCAUUCUGGGUACCAUUGUAUUUCCUGACAAUAACGAGGAACCAAUCAAUAAGAAAAUGCUUUUAGAGACACUCAAAAAGAGAUGCCCGAAGAUUGAGGAUUGCGAGGUGUAUGAUGUAACAAGUAAAAAAGGCAAUAAACAAGUACUAAAAAUAGCAAAAAUGAAAUUUGAGGUUUCAGAUCUACCUCUUUAUUAAAAAAAUAAAAAAAAUUUAGGCCAAAAUAGAGAGUUAAGACCCUAUAUUCCAAAGCCACUGCAGUGUCAAAAUUGCAGUAACUAUGGACACACACACACAAAUUGUAGGAAUGCACCAGUAUGCGCUUACUGUGGAUCUACAGAACACACCAAAAGAGAGAGCAGAAUCAUCAUGCAAGAUCCAAAGAAUGCAUGUAUUACAUAUACAACACGGAAUUAUAAAUGUUAAAAGAAAGAACAGGCAUGUCUAUAACAGGCUAAAUUAGAAUUGAAAGUGAAAGGAAUUCAAGAUCCUGCUAAGAAAUGUACACAUUCUUGUAUAACAGGAACCAGUAAUGAAACAAAAAAACAUACAGAUGGAAGUAACAAGAUGCAACAAUGGUCUCAAAAAGAAAUCAGUAAUAUACAGGAAAAAACUAAGAUAGUAAAGAAUCAGGAAACUGGUGCAGAUUAUAUGGAUUAUAUUCUAUCAAAUUCAUUUGAAGUAUUAAUGCCAAUAGAAGCACAAGAAGAUACUACCACAAAGGUAGAAGGAGGAAGUUGUGAUGUACUGGAAAAUGAAGAAAAAGUUAGAGAAACGUUGGUCAAACCAAAAUCAAAAUAUAUGAAGAAAGAACAAAAACUAAAUAAGAACAUACAUUUAUCUCCUAAAAUAAUAAUAAAACCUGUAGAUGCAGUGAUCCAAAACACCAAAGAAGUGGAGGAGAACCAUAUCAUGGAUGAUGGUGACUAUGUCACGGGGGAUGAGAUUACUCCAUUACCAAUAAUCAGUACAACAAGAAGAAAUAAAGCAAUAGAUAUACAUGAUAACACAGGUGGAAGUAAUGAUUGCUUCAUUGCAUUGUGCAACAAUAACAAACUGUUUAGCAAACAUUAUAAGAAAUUUUAUGAAAUACAGAAAGAAAGAGGCCACUGAUUUAACACCCAUGAAAUAGGUUGUAUGUGUAUUGAGCACUUAAAAUAUUACAAAGAUGAACAACUGAAUGUCAUAAAUAAAAUUUUAGAAAAAAUUCAAGUUGAUAAUACAA
Macrobrachium nipponense is the source of this 9827-nucleotide messenger RNA. Its product is annotated as cystinosin homolog. Lineage: Eukaryota; Metazoa; Arthropoda; Malacostraca; Decapoda; Palaemonidae. Gene Ontology annotation, biological process: L-cystine transport. The record is from RefSeq and is a predicted model, not a curated record. Gene Ontology annotation, molecular function: L-cystine transmembrane transporter activity. The coding region runs from base 248 to 1534 and encodes 428 amino acids. The transcript is spliced from 2 exons. Gene Ontology annotation, cellular component: lysosomal membrane.